This is a messenger RNA of Rubroshorea leprosula, 1213 nucleotides long. NCBI's taxonomy places the organism in Eukaryota, Viridiplantae, Streptophyta, Magnoliopsida, Malvales, Dipterocarpaceae. The record is from the annotation of a GenBank genome assembly.
AGUCCCAAUCCAGUCCCUUUCCUCCGUUCUUCCCCAAAUCGAAAGCCCAUAGGCCUCGAAUCCCUAAUCCAGAAAUCUCAAAUUCCACUCAGCACUAACUCUGAACAAAUAUGGAGCAACACGACGAUCAAGAGCAAGAGCACGAGGUGUAUGGAGGAGAGAUCCCGGACGAGGGAGAAAUGGACACUGAUGCGGAUAUGUACGCCGGAGGUGAAGACGAGGAAGGCCAAGAGAUCGAUCCUAACACCAGCUCCAAGGACUUGGAGGACAUGAAAAGGAGACUCAAGGAGAUCGAAGAAGAGGCCAGCGCUCUACGUGAAAUGCAAGCCAAAGUCGAAAAGGAGAUGGGAGCUGUCCAAGAUCCAGCUGGUGCUUCUGCCUCUCAGGCUGAAAAGGAGGAAAUUGAUUCCCGGUCGAUCUAUGUUGGUAAUGUAGACUAUGCAUGCACUCCUGAGGAAGUCCAGCAGCAUUUUCAAUCCUGUGGGACAGUAAACCGAGUGACAAUUUUGACCGACAAGUUUGGCCAACCAAAAGGAUUUGCUUAUGUUGAAUUUGUAGAAAUUGAUGCUGUCCAGAAUGCUCUUUUGUUGAAUGAGUCAGAGUUGCAUGGUCGUCAAUUAAAGGUCUCUGCCAAGCGGACAAAUAUUCCUGGAAUGAAACAGUUUCGAGGAAGACGACCCAACCCAUUUUUUCGAUCACGAAGGCCUUUCAUGCCUGGUCCUGUCUUCUUUCCUCCAUAUGGUUAUGGGAGGGUUCCAAGGUUCAGGCGGCCAAUGCGGUAUAGACCAUACUAGAAUGGUACUUGCUUUGAUGGAAGCUGCAAUUGUCAGACAGCCAUUACUUGAUGAUGGUCUUAUCAUUAUUUCUGUAUUCUAAGGGGAGGCAAAAGCUGUACCAACAUUUGUAUGCCAAAGAGCUAGCUUAGAUAUUUCUUGACUGCUUGGCUAGAUCCGCUAUUCCACAUCCAUUUAAUCGUGCAAUUGCCUUGCAACAAGUGUUUUAGUGAUGUAGUUGUUGAAUUUUCAGGCCGUAUAUUGAUGGUUUAAGCUUCUCUGGAUUAGAACCAAAAAAUGUUUCUUCCAAUGGACGAAGGUCAAAUGUUAGAACACAUAAUCACUAGAAUGAUGCUCUCAAUUUUUGUAGAGAUGGUUUCAUUGGUUUGCUUCAUAGUUAUUUGUUAAUCUAUUUUUCAUAAUAAUAAUGAUAAUAAUAA